Suillus subalutaceus is the source of this 646-nucleotide messenger RNA. RefSeq lists its product as uncharacterized. The record is from RefSeq and is a predicted model, not a curated record. Bases 89 to 547 code for a protein of 152 amino acids. The transcript has a single exon. NCBI's taxonomy places the organism in Eukaryota, Fungi, Basidiomycota, Agaricomycetes, Boletales, Suillaceae.
AACGGCAAUGAACAGGCUCACUGCAAUGUCAACCGUGAUGGCGUGAACUUGACACUUCUAGGUGGCAUCAUGAGAGGACGAGCUUUUAAUGACUGAACCAUACAGGGCAUCGAUUUUCACGCGUCAUUGGACAUUGGCACUCGUGAUCGUGAUUCCACUCAUAGUACCUACUGCCGUGCAUCAGUAUCACUCGUCAAGGUAUGCAUUUUAUUCACGCCAUUCAAUUUUUAACAUGGAUUUAGCCCUAUCGAUGCCCCGCCAUGUCACUCAAAAUUCAGAGGCACAACCUGCAGGCAACAGAUAUCAGCACUGCGAUUCUCAACAUUAUGCCACGCAUCGUGAUGCACUGCAGCAACCUGCGCCCCAAAUAACCAUACCAUUCACGCCAGUGCCAUCCUACACACUUGUUAAUUCGACCAGAUAUCAGAGGAGUGCGUGGUUACAUGCUCUUUAUUACUCAUCUUUUUGCUUGUCCAGAGUAUCCCCUUCUUCUAGUAUAACUCCUCCAUUUUAUCGCGUAUACAUUUCACCACAUCAAACUCUGUAAUUUUCUCUGCCCUCGUGGUCGUCCGUCACGAGCAGGCUUCGCGGUUGUGCAAUAUGUGCCCUUCAUAAGGCUAUCCGCCAUAUUAUUGUAUUCCUUAAU